Molecule: messenger RNA, 1626 nt
Organism: Drosophila busckii
Lineage: Eukaryota; Metazoa; Arthropoda; Insecta; Diptera; Drosophilidae
Product: DNA topoisomerase I, mitochondrial
Exons: 1
Coding region: 1-1626 (541 amino acids)
Biological process (GO): DNA topological change; DNA replication; chromosome segregation
Cellular component (GO): chromosome; nucleolus
Molecular function (GO): DNA topoisomerase type I (single strand cut, ATP-independent) activity; DNA binding
Source: RefSeq, a predicted model, not a curated record
AUGGGCAACGAGGACAAGAUCAAGUGGCACUCACUGCAGCACGUCGGGCCGCUAUUUCCGCCGCCCUAUGUGCGCUUGCCGGAUCAGGUGCAAAUGCUCUACAAUGGCCAGCCCAUGCGGCUGUCGCUGGCGGCUGAAGAGGCUGCCACCUGGUAUGCCAAACUGCUGGGCCGACCAGUGGCACAGAAUGAGAUAUUCCGAGCCAAUUUCUUUAGCCAGUUUCGCAUGCUGAUGGGUGAGAACGAGCGGAGCAUUGUACAGGAGCUGAGCCUCUGCGGCUUUGAGCGCAUUGCUCAGCACUUGCAGCGCCAAGGCGAAGACGUCACAAGCCGUAGGCAGCAGCAGCAGCGGCAGCAACAGCUGGAGCAACAACAUUAUGGCUACUGCUCCAUUGAUGGCAGGCUGGAGCGCAUUGGCAACUAUCGCAUUGAGCCAGCGGGCAUAUUCCUGGGGCGUGGCAAUCAUCCGCUUAUGGGCACGCUUAAGCCACGCAUUCGACCCGAAGAUGUGACCAUAAACUGCAGUCCCCUCGCAGUGCCAGCUGCUCCGGCCGGUCAUCACUGGCAGGCAGUGCAGCACAAUCAAUCCGUAGCCUGGCUAGCGCGUUGGCACGACACCGUCACCUCCGGCUACAAGUACAUGCUGCUGAGCAGCGCUUCACGCCUGCAGGGCAUACGCGACCUGAACAAGUUCGAGCUGGCGCGUCGUCUGUCCAACCAUAUACAGAGCAUACGCCAGUCGUACUGGGAGGACUGGAAGUCACCCAAUCUGAUGCAGCGACAGCGCGGCGUGGCGCUCUACUUCAUCGACAGGCUCAUGCUGCGCGUGGGCAACGACAAGUCGGAGAACACGGCGGACACCGAGGGCUGCUGCACUCUGCGCGUCGAGCAUUUGCAACUGUUCGAGCAGCUGCAGGGCUCUGCUCACGUGGUGGAGCUCAACUUUCUGGGCAAGGACUCGAUACAGUUUCGCCGGAAACUGGUUGUUGGCCAGCACGUGUUUGAGAAUCUGCGCAGCUUUAUGCAGCACAAGCAGCCCAAGGAUCUGAUCUUCGAUCAGCUGGCGGCGAAGAAGCUCAAUCAGCAUCUCAGCUCGCUGAUGCACGGACUGACCGCCAAAGUGUUUCGCACCUACAAUGCAUCCAAGCUUCUGCAGUCGUGCCUGGAUGAGCUCGCACCCGAUGUGACACGCUCGCUCAAGGACAAGCUCAAUGCCUAUACCAUAGCCAAUGCUAAUGCUGCCAAGUUUUGCAAUCAUCAGCGCGCGCCGACCAAGGCGGCCAAGAAUAAACUGAACAGCUUUAAGCGCGCCAUACGCGCCAAGCAAUUGGCCAUUGACAACUUGCGGCGCACCAGACCGACCACUUUGCCUGUAUCCACAGCCAACCACGCGCGCAGACUAAUGCAACUGCAGAACGAACUGGCCAUGCUGGAGUCGCAGCUAAACGCUGCCACGCUGCGCAGCUCUCUGGCCCUGAACACCUCGAAGAUGAACUACUUGGAUCCACGCAUUACUGUCGCCUGGUGCAGCAAGCACGGCGUGCCCAUUGAGAAGAUAUUCAGUGCAGCGCUGCGCACCAAAUUCGACUGGGCUAUAUCUGUAGCCGAUGCCAGCUUUCGCUUCUAA